Messenger RNA from Telopea speciosissima, 2960 nucleotides. RefSeq names its product ankyrin repeat domain-containing protein 13C-like. Gene Ontology annotation, cellular component: cytoplasm. The transcript is spliced from 2 exons. The record is from RefSeq and is a predicted model, not a curated record. The coding region runs from base 549 to 2522 and encodes 657 amino acids. Gene Ontology annotation, molecular function: protein binding. NCBI's taxonomy places the organism in Eukaryota, Viridiplantae, Streptophyta, Magnoliopsida, Proteales, Proteaceae.
AGAAGAGGGUAGUGGUGUUGGUGGGUUUCACUUUCUGAGCCUUUCUUCGUUUCUGGACUUUGUUUGAUUCUUGGGAUAGGGAGGAAGAAAGAAGGUGAGAUUUCUGAACCAGGGUUUCUGUUCUGGGACCCGGCCGGUCUCCUUUCCUUUGUCGAUUCGGAUCGGCUCGGGUGCCCAGUGUAGUGGGUUCUUGUUCUUUUCUGGUGUUUCUGCGUAUACUUUGAUUAAUGGGUCUUGAUUCGUUUGGGUGAAAAUUUGUGCCUCUUGAGGGAUUUCUUAUUUCUGUUGAUGUUUGUGAAUCCUCUUGAUUUCAGUUUUUAGUUUGUUCUAUUAAAUUCGGAGGUCUGUGCGCUUUAUUUUGCCUGCCUUGAUCUUAUUGAGGUGUUUCUGUUCGUUGGCGCAUUGGCUUUAAAGGUUAUUCAUCAUAUUGGGUUGAUUUGGAGGAGGAGACCUUUUGUUGUUGUUGUUGCUGUUUUCUUCAAUUUUGGGUGAUUCUGAAUUGGGUUUGAUUGAAUCGGAAUUCCAGACAGAUCUUAAUCUCUUAAGACAUGGCGGGAAUUGAUGUUUCAAAAUAUGCUCACAGCCCCGUACAUAAGGCUGUUGCCACGAGGGAUCAUGCCGCUCUUAGGCGGAUACUUGGCAGUCUCCCGCGGCUCUGCAAUCCAACCGAGAUUCGGACUGAGGCUGCAUCGAUUGCGGAGGAAGAGAAGGCGGAUGCUAUCUCUGCAGUGAUUGACCGCCGUGAUGUUCCUAACCGAGAAACUCCUCUCCACCUGGCUGUCAAACUUGCGGAUGAGACUGCAACUGAGAUGCUGAUGGUUGCGGGAGCAGACUGGAGCUUGCAGAAUGAGCAGGGCUGGAGUGCUCUCCAAGAAGCAAUUUGCAACAGGGAAGAGGGCAUAGCCAUGAUAAUAGUUAGGCAGUACCAGCCGUUGGCUUGGGCGAAAUGGUGCCGUAGACUUCCUCGCCUGAUAGGUACCAUGAAGAGGAUGAGGGAUUUCUACAUGGAGAUAACAUUCCACUUUGAGAGCUCUGUGAUCCCGUUCAUAUCAAGGAUUGCACCUUCGGACACUUACAAGAUUUGGAAGAGGGGUGCGAAUUUGAGGGCAGAUAUGACUUUGGCUGGUUUUGAUGGAUUAAGAAUUCAGAGGUCAGAUCAGAGUAUUCUGUUCCUUGGAGAAGGCUCUGAGGAUGGGAAGGUCUCUCCUGGGACUCUAUGUAUGGUUUCACACAAGGAUAAAGAAGUUAUGAAUGCUUUGGAUGGUGCUGGAUCUCAAGCCUCUGAAGCUGAGGUCCAGCAGGAAGUGGCCGCAAUGUCUCAAACUAACAUCUUCAGGCCCGGGAUUGAUGUGACUCAGGCAGUGCUGCUACCUCAAUUAACUUGGAGAAGGCAGGAAAAGACAGAAAUGGUUGGCUCAUGGAAGGCUAACGUGUAUGAUAUGCACAAUGUAGUGGUAAGUGUAAAGUCCAGGCGGGUCCCUGGUGCUAUGACAGAUGAUGAAUUCUUCUCGUCUUGCAAUGAGAAUGACACUGAGAGUGAGGGGUAUGAUGACAUCUUGACAGAGGAUGAAAGGAGGCAAUUGGAAAAUGCACUUAAAAUGGACUCAUCAGAGUUGACAACUGAGGAUAGCCUUACUGAUGGGAUCAUUGGUCAUCGACAUAGCUGCUAUGAGCAGCGGGAGCUCCCCAUUGAAGAUUUGCAUAGUUGUAUCAAUGGUAGUGAUGCUAAGCAGGAAAAGAAAGGGUGGUUUGGUGGCUGGAGAAAGAGGGAUUCAAAACAUGAUGGGCCAAAAAAGAUGGCUCCACCAAGAAGUUCUCUUUGUGUUGAAGACAAGGUAAGUGAUCUGCUUGGGGAUUCCCCAUCCAGAUUUCAGAGCAGACAAGGAAGACGGUCUGUGGAGAUUUCUGUAAGAGGGGAUGAACUCCGGAAAGGAAGGGACAUGAAGAAGUCUUCUGUGACUGCUGAGAGUGGAAAUCGACGUAAGGACAGCAACCGUGAAAGCGAGUACAAGAAAGGAUUGAGGCCUACUUUGUGGCUUUCUCCCAAUUUCCCUCUCCGAACUGACGAACUGCUGCCUUUGCUUGACAUUCUUGCAAACAAGGUCAAAGCUAUUCGUCGUUUAAGAGAACUACUUACAACAAAGCUUCCACCAGGAACCUUUCCAGUUAAGGUAGCUAUUCCGGUGGUUCCUACUAUCAGAGUGCUGGUUACUUUUACAAAAUUUGAAGAGUUGCAACCACUGGAUGAGUUCUGCACCCCUCCUUCGAGCCCUCGUUCUGCAGGCCGAGAAACACCUUCAGUGAUGCAGUCCUCAAGUUCAUCAUGGUUUAACUGGAUAAAAACACCUUACCACCGUCAGAGCUCUUCCAUGAAUUCAGGUCCAACCAAUCGAGUUGAAGAUAUUCAAGACCCAUUUGUGAUACCGGUAGAUUAUAAUUGGAUAACGGUUGAAGCAAAGAAAAAGAAGAUGCAGGAGAAGAAGGGCAAAUCCAAGAAGGGGAGAGGUCAACAACACCAAUGAAGUUUGUGUGAUGAAACAAUGGGAAUAUGAUCCGCUAACAAUGAGUUUUUGAUUUGGCGUGCCCUCAAUGCUGGGAAAUGCGCUAAAGGACUCGAGAAAUUCGAAGGAAAAUCUGUCUCACUAAUCCACUUCCAGUGAUUCUGCGGAUGAGAAACAAAACAGGGUUUGUGACCAGGAUCGAACCAAAUUAUUCUGAAACAGGUAAAUCAGGCAAGAAUAGAGUUGAAGGAGAACAAACAAUGUUGGAAGUUCACAACAUGCAUGUAAGUUGUAACAAACAUAUAUACAUUUGUUUGGUGUAAUUGUUACAUUCAUCUGGUGGGGGAUUGUACAUCGAUUCGAUUACUUCACUUCCUCUGAAAUUUGUGACUUGCAAAAACAUUUUUCAUCUUCCAUUUUGGUUUAUUAUUGUUGAAGCAGAUCUUAUUUAUCUUUUGA